Messenger RNA from Capsaspora owczarzaki ATCC 30864, 741 nucleotides. RefSeq lists its product as hypothetical. Gene Ontology annotation, molecular function: ubiquinone binding; heme binding. The transcript is spliced from 5 exons. Gene Ontology annotation, cellular component: membrane; mitochondrial envelope. Gene Ontology annotation, biological process: mitochondrial electron transport, succinate to ubiquinone; tricarboxylic acid cycle. Bases 57 to 620 code for a protein of 187 amino acids. The record is from RefSeq and is a predicted model, not a curated record. Lineage: Eukaryota; Filasterea; Ministeriida; Capsasporidae.
CAUUUCCUCCCAUUCUAAUUCACCUUGAGUGAUCUCAGUUCUUGUUCUUCGUCGAAAUGUCGUCCUUGUUUGCUCGCUUGGCAUUGCCCCGCGCUAGCUCGCUCAUCCUGGCCAGCCGACCGGUCGCUGCCCGCGCUCUCUGCUCUGCCGCUUCUAUUGCCCAAGCUCGGCUCCCCGCUGCUGCGGCUCCUGCUGCUGCUCGUGCCGCUUCGCCCUUCUCGAGCAUGAUGCUGCGAGCUCCGGUGACCUCCGCAGCUCACACCCAGGCACGGACACCCGUCGCCUUCGCAUCCACUUCCGCUCCUGCAGCGUCCCACGGCAAAGAGUCCAGCCACUGGAAGUUUGAGCGCGUUGUUGCCAUUGGCCUGCUGGUCGCCAUCCCGACCGCCGCCGUCUACCCGCACAUUGCCGUCGACAUGGCUCUCGCUCUGCUGCUUCCCAUUCAUGGCCAUUUCGGUCUCCACCAACUCAUCACAGAUUACGUGCACCCCAAGCCUGCCAUCUUCUUGGCAAACAAUGCCCUCAGGAUUCUCACGCUCGCCACCGCUGCCAGCCUCAUCUACUUUAAUCUUUCGGAUGUUGGCAUUACCCAUGCUGUGAAGGCACUGUGGAGCCUGUGAGCGUUGACUGCCUCCUUUUAGUUUCGAGCUGUUGUUGUUGUUGUUGUUUUUUUGCUGCUAUCGUGUGGCGAGCCCAACAGCGGUUGUGUAACGAGUAAAAAGGCUGUCUUUGAACACCUGG